Molecule: messenger RNA, 3775 nt
Organism: Osmia lignaria (orchard mason bee)
Lineage: Eukaryota; Metazoa; Arthropoda; Insecta; Hymenoptera; Megachilidae
Product: lachesin
Cellular component (GO): neuron projection
Source: RefSeq, a predicted model, not a curated record
GGACAGGAGGUCCUGGACCUGCGCCAUGCGAAGCGAGCGUCCCGUCACGAAGCGUCCAACGCUCGACGUUUAGCUCGACGCCGUCAGUACACGCGUCUCGACGCCCGGGGAUGCGUCCGUUACCGGAAGUAUAACGCGACGCUCGUUUCAGUCAUUGGACCCGAUCGUAACGGGAUCCAUUUUCACUUGGUUCUUUUUUUUCUCGACGAAGAGUGCCGUUUUGAAAGCAACAGAAAACAGACAGUAUACACGUAUGACGCGGCGUGCUCGUUCGCGAAUAUAAUGCUACACCUUUUCCACGAGAAUGAGGGUGGCACGGCUAUUACUGUGCUACGUACUUCUCGAAGACUACAGUACCAAUCUCGGCGGGGCUGCAAUUACCAGCGACGCCGUGCGCCAGGACGCCUCUGCGACGAAUCCCACGCUACCAGAUUUGCCAAGUUUCGCCGAGCCGAUCGGUAAUGUGACCGCAGCGAUCGGCAAGGAAGCCGUCCUACGGUGCACGAUCCGGAAACUAGGAAAUUACAAGGUGGGAUGGCUUCGAAUGGAGGACCAGACGAUAUUGUCGAUGGGUCAGCGAACGGUGACCCACUCGCCCCGGUUUCUCGUCACGUUUGAGAACGCGAAGGCGAAGAAUCAGAGUGACUCGAGGGAGGAGGAGGAAGCCACUUCGCGGCUCCAUAUUCGCCAUCUCCGGGAAGCUGACCGAGGCUGCUACAUGUGCCAACUGAAUACGAAGCCCAUGUUGAGCCAGCUGGGAUGCGUGGAUGUCCUAGUCCCGCCAGAUAUACUGAGUUCCGGCACCUCGGAGGGUGAGGUUUCCGUACUGGAGGGUGAGAAUGCCACCCUCUCGUGUAAAGCCUCUGGAAGACCGCCACCUCGUGUGCUCUGGCGACGCGAGAAAAGUGGUUUCAUACUUAUGAGGGGUCUUCACGAUCCGCUGAUACCAGUGGACAACCAGUCCGGCGAGAAGCUGGAAUUAACUAGGGUAGACAGGAGGCAAAUGGGAGCGUAUCUUUGCAUAGCCAGAAACGAAGUGCCUCCGGCAGUCAGCAAGAGAGUCUAUCUAAGGGUAAACUUUCCGCCUAGCGCUAAAGUUCCCAACCAGCUGUUAGGCUCGCCUCUGGACACGGACGUAUCGUUAAUCUGUUUGAUCGAAGCUUAUCCAAAGACGAUUAACUUGUGGACUAGAAAGGAACAAGUUAUCAUGAGCGGCGGCAGAUACGAAAUUGACGAACGAGGACAUCCGGACGAGGAAUGGAAGACAACGAGCGAACUAAAGAUAAGGCAUUUGGAAAAAUCGGAUUUAGGGGAGUACACGUGUUCAGCGUCCUCGAGCAUGGGCAAAGCGGAAGCCACCCUUAGGGUGUACGAGAUCGAACGAGCAACGCCGCCCACCCGAGCCACGUCUGCAAGCUGGAAAAAGUUGAGCAAAGGAAAAUCAAAGUUUGCCCAAGUCACGACGAUCAAUCGAAUCUUCCACCAGAUGAGCACACCAGCGAUGCAGAAAAGCACCGCGAGGAUCGUUUACAAUAAGCACAUGACGACCUCGACCACCGUCGAUCCACGGGCGCCUUUUAUCAAGGACAAAAACGUGUUUCAAAAUCGAGACAGCCCAAACAUACGAAGCUGUGCGAAUGUAAAAACUAGUAGCACACGAAUCUACGCGUUUAGCUUGCUCAUUUUCCUCAGUCUACGAUAAACCGUACCGAUUAGUAAAACAUACGUGCCGAGGUUCCAAAUAACGUAAUCAAGCGCAAACAAAAUGUGAUGAAACGAACGAACGAACGACAUAUACCAAUAUCAGGCGACGAAGUGAAAAAACCGCGACUAACAAAGAAGUUUUAAUUGAACGACGGAAAGUUCUUACUGCGAUCUCUCAACGACACGAUGAAGCGUCAGGCCACGAGUAUAGUAGCGUGCAGUGGAUGCCUUUCUUUGCUAAGAAGAAAGUGUAGCGACCUUUUCGAUACCAUUCGUUUGAGAAAAAAGCUGCGUAGACUUCCUCUUAGCGAGGAAAUGCAUCCCUUGCAUAUGAUUAUACGUGUAUUCGUAGCCUAAACUUCUCACGACGAUACAGCGAGAACAAGCGAUCUCUCAUCGCGGAUCUAGUCCGCGGACGAAACUGUUGCGAAUUUUAAAAUGAUGAAAAGAAAUGCUUACGAAUGUAUUUUUUAUGACCCUUUUAUCCGUUUUUCAAACGCGGGGAAAAGAGUAUAAUUGUCGUGAGCGAAAUGUGUUCUUUAGUUGGACUGAAUGUAACGUUGUCAAAUAUUUUUUUAAUCAACGAGGAACGAAAGGGAAACUAGAGUCUUUUCAUUGAUACAAACGAUCAUUUCCGAUUUGUCGUCUUAUUAGAAGUGACGAUGUAAGUUUUAUAAAUGUUAGCGUCGAAAGCCUUACAUAUGCAGGGUGUCUAUUCUCGAGUGGGCCACCAAGAGUGUCAUUUUUCACGAUAUAUCAUCGUUUGCGAAUACACAAAUGCAACAACGAUUCUUUCGAUUUUACCGAUUCAUUGAUCGAUCAUAUCGAGAAAUUAUUUUCCAUCGUUAUGAAAUGAACAUCCCUUAUUAUAUCUUAUUAACACCGUUACGUCGUAAUGAUUCUUGUUAAUUAAAUUGUUAAUUUUACGUCCAUUUCUGCAAGAUUCGCGGCCAAUCGCGGAUCGACCCCUUCUUAAUCAACUAUUCGAUUGUACUCGAACGCAGACAAAUAAUUAGCAUACUAAUUUGUACGUAAGGGAUAAUAAGAUAAUACGUUUAUUUAUCGGCGCGAUAACCGAGAUCGUUAAGUGACAUCUUAACAAACGUUAACACGUCAUAUCUAAGUCAGAUUCAUAUCCGUAGGGCGUAUAGUACCGUACUAAUUGUAUAUUUUAGGACAAAUACUAGACCUUACUUUUCUGAUUUUAUGUAUUUUUUUAAUUAACGUAGGCAAAUAACUUACCUCAUAUUGCCAACGAUUCAACGAGACCACAAUUGUAAGAAGUAUAACCGGCGUGGUUGACUGCGAGGAAUCUGCUGUUAUUCGAUAGGGUAACGAUCGAGCUUCUUUUCGUGUUACACGCUUUACUCAAUGUUCGUCUGCUGUUAUCAAGAUUAAUUGUCACAUUAUUCAACAUACGUCGCUUAGUUCUCUUAUUCAAUGACAUGUAUGAACGAGGUGUUAUCUUACCAUAUACAUCAUUUGCGAUACGAUUGCGAAGAGAAUAUUUUUCUUUUCAAAGAAUCGACAAUAAGCGUUCCUAGUAGGUUGUGCUUUGUAUCAUUUUUCAAUGUUCCUCGCAAAACCGUUAAUCAUAUCUUACUCUGUAAUUAGGAUCUGUAUGCAAAAACGGUGCUAGUAGAAAGGCUUGAUUCUCCUUAAUGGAUAACAUUUUUCGCACCAAUGACGUCAGAACUUUCUACUAAUAUUAUCGUUCUCGUAAAUAUCUUCUAUUACAGAGUACAAGUUUUAGUCAUGGUGCGUGGUUUUCCAUCAUUGGAAUAGUAGCAUAUCCGCGAAGUAAGGACACACACAUAUAUAUACACAACCCACACACACAACAUACACAUGCGUAUGUUAAAUAUACCUAUUUAACAAAUAUUGUAUAUCAUAAAACACUGCUCAAUAUAACGAUUCUACAAUAACUAUAUUAAAAACAAAUGUUGUUGUUUAUAGAAAAAAAUAUAUUAUGAGAAUACGGUGAGAAAAUGUGCUCAAAUUGGAUAAUUAUAUAGCUUUGAAAAACAAAAAAAAAACGUGUUGACAAAUAAAACAUACCAUGCAAAUAGUA